Molecule: messenger RNA, 1592 nt
Organism: Oncorhynchus tshawytscha (Chinook salmon)
Lineage: Eukaryota; Metazoa; Chordata; Actinopteri; Salmoniformes; Salmonidae
Exons: 2
Coding region: 419-1486 (355 amino acids)
Source: RefSeq, a predicted model, not a curated record
ACACACACACACACACACACAGCACUGAGACACACACACAUACACACAUAGCACUGAGACACACACACAGCACUGACACAUACACACACACACACACCUCUCCCUGGUUAUGGUUCCCUGUUCCUUGAAUUCAGUGUUGGUCUGUGGUCGUGUGUGUGUGUGUGUGUGUGUGUGUGUGUGUGUGUGUGUGUUACAAUGGUAACCCCCGACCCCUAUCUCUGCUCCAACCAAAAAUCUGUAAAGAAUGUAUUUGUGAUACAGAUAAAGAGUUUAUUUUUGCAACAAAUUCUGAUAUAUUUUAGUUGAUUUGAACAGUGUUUCUCAGAAAAUAGUAUUGUGUUGGCAGACAUCACGUUGUAUUCUCAUUGGAGACGAUGCCUAGCACACAGUAGCAGUUUCAAAAUGUUUAGAAACAGAAAUGGAGAGUUUGAAGCCUUGUCCCUUUGCUUCCAUUUGGCUCUUCGUAAAUACACCCCUGUUGAUUGUAAGGCUACCCAGAGAACAGACAGGACCCCUGCUGAUUGUAAGGCUACUCAGAGAACAGACAGGACCCCUGCUGAUUGUAAGGCUACUCAGAGAACAGACAGGACCCCUGCUGAUUGUAAGGCUACCCAGAGAACAGACAGGACCCCUGCUGAUUGUAAGGCUACUCAGAGAACAGACAGGACCCCUGCUGAUUGUAAGGCUACUCAGAGAACAGACAGGACCCCUGCUGAUUGUAAGGCUACUCAGAGAACAGACAGGACCCCUGCUGAUUGUAAGGCUACUCAGAGAACAGACAGGACCCCUGUUGAUUGUAAGGCUACUCAGAGAACAGACAGGACCCCUGUUGAUUGUAAGGCUACUCAGAGAACAGACAGGACCCCUGUUGAUUGUAAGGCUACUCAGAGAACAGACAGGACCCCUGUUGAUUGUAAGGCUACUCAGAGAACAGACAGGACCCCUGCUGAUUGUAAGGCUACUCAGAGAACAGACAGGACCCCUGCUGAUUGUAAGGCUACUCAGAGAACAGACAGGACCCCUGCUGAUUGUAAGGCUACUCAGAGAACAGACAGGACCCCUGUUGAUUGUAAGGCUACUCAGAGAACAGACAGGACCCCUGCUGAUUGUAAGGCUACUCAGAGAACAGACAGGACCCCUGCUGAUUGUAAGGCUACUCAGAGAACAGACAGGACCCCUGCUGAUUGUAAGGCUACUCAGAGAACAGACAGGACCCCUGCUGAUUGUAAGGCUACUCAGAGAACAGACAGGACCCCUGCUGAUUGUAAGGCUACUCAGAGAACAGACAGGACCCCUGCUGAUUGUUAGGAUACUCAGAGAACAGACAGGACCCCUGCUGAUUGUUAGGAUACUCAGAGAACAGACAGGACCCCUGCUGAUUGUAAGGCUACUCAGAGAACAGACAGGACCCCUGCUGAUUGUUAGGAUACUCAGAGAACAGACAGGACCCCUGUUGAUUGUAAGGCUACUCAGAGAACAGACAUGACCCCUGUUGAUUGUUAGGAUACUCAGAGAACAGACAGGACCACAUUAACUGUCUGUACAUUGUGCCUUCUACAUCUCUAGUACUGAAAUAAAAACUUUUGACUGAA